AGACGAGACGGGUGCUGAGGGUUUUCUAUAGAGCCGCUGCCAGGGAGCGAGAGGAGCGCACAGGAGGCGCGGACCGUUGCGCCACAGAAAUCUCUGAGCCAGAGUCUUUGCUUGGACUUUGCAUAAGUUAUAGAAAAAAGAAAAAAAACAACAAGUUACCUUUGAUGAGUUUACGAGGAGACAAACGACAAGCAAAGGAGUUAAGGGGAACAUGUGGAGCGUUUUGACGCGCGGUGGGCAAGUUUUGCGCCACUUGCUAUUGUGGCACAAACGCGGUUUUUGUAAAAGUGCCCUUAAUAUGAGUAACUGUUAAAGACAGUGGUAUGAAGUCACUUGAUAUGGCAUGUUUCCUGCGUUGUGUCCCCGUGCUCAGGAUUGCGACCCAUGGGAUGUAGUAAAUGGAGAGCUGCGUUCAACUUUGGACACCUGAAGGUGCAGUCCAAGCUGUCCGUCUUCUUUACCAUGAUCAUUCUUUUCACUUACCUCUUCUACUGCCUCAACGGAUACUGCGAGUCCCUACCCAGGCCAGUGUAUGACCAACAAAGUCAUCUUCACAACAAAAUCAUCUCAGACGAUGGACGAGAAACGGAGCAGCUCGGCGCGUAUGACGCGUCCCCGGUCUCGUUUGUCCGUGAACAACUGUCGGACUUGUCGAACAGCGGCGGUCCAUCCAACAACAUCUCUAUAGCUAAUAAUUUCGGCAGCAAAAAGUUUCCUCAGGCCAUCAUCAUCGGGGUGAAGAAGGGUGGCACUCGGGCUCUGCUGGAGUUCCUGCGCAUCCACCCGGACGUGAGAGCCGUGGGCGCCGAGCCGCACUUCUUUGACCGCUUCUACGACAAGGGACUGGAAUGGUACAGGAACCUGAUGCCUCGGACUCUGGAGGGUCAGAUCACCAUGGAGAAGACCCCGAGUUACUUCAUCACCAAAGAAGCCCCUCGCCGUGUCUUCUCCAUGAGUCGUCACACCAAGCUCAUCGUGGUGGUGCGAGACCCUGUGACCCGGGCUGUUUCUGAUUACACACAGACUCUGUCCAAAUCUCCAGGGCUCCCAUCCUUCCAGAACCUGGCCUUCCGCAACGCCAGCACGGGCCUCAUUGACACGACUUGGAGCGCCGUGCGCAUCGGCAUCUACGCCAAGCAUCUAGAGAACUGGCUGCGGUACUUCCCACUCUCACGGUUUCUCUUCGUUAGCGGGGAACGCCUCGUCACGGACCCGGCGGGCGAGAUGGGCCGCGUUCAGGACUUUCUGGGGCUCAAACGCGUGGUCACAGAUAAGCACUUCUACUUCAACCAGACCAAAGGUUUCCCCUGCCUAAAGAAGCCCGAGGGGAGCAGCAGGCCGCGCUGCCUGGGGAAGUCGAAGGGCAGGCCCCAUCCCCAGAUACCCUCUGAGGUACUGCUCAGGCUAAGAGACUUCUACAAACCUUUCAAUCUCAAGUUCUACCAAAUGACUGGCCACAAUUUUGGCUGGGACUGAACAGCUAUGCACCAAAGCUCUUUAACUAUUCAACUCUCAGUACCAGUCUUAUUUGACCAAGAACCAAGCCCAGAAAGGGAUAUCAUUUGUCACAUUGUGUGUCACCAAACCUUCUACUGUGCAAAAUAUGUCUUUCCUACAUUUCUGUGAUAACUCAAUGCCAACACAUACCGGAGAACUGCCUUCUGCUAGGUUUACAGCCACGCUAACCAUGUUUGAGAGAACUUCAUCCCUUGAGAUUUUUCAAUAAGUGCUUGUUUGUGUGUUAAUGCAGCUACAGAAGAAGAGCAAGAAAAGCACAAACCAGACUAAAGCACACUACUUAUUUGUGUAAAACUGGAACAUAUAGCUCCUUUUCUGUUUGAGGAACCCAGUGCAUACCAAAGUUAAAUGUGGCUAAAUCGUAACAAGUCUUAGCCUUAGAUAGGCAAAGGAACAACAAACCAAACCACAGCAAGGAAAGAAGAAAAAGGUUUUGAAUUACGCACAAUGGCUCUAUCCCAAUAGAUGUUUGUGAUGAUCUUACAGAAUCAAAAUGGCAUCGUUUGGUUCACAUAUGGAUGAAUUAAAUGUUUAUACGGUGUAUGCUUUUUCCUAUUUUUCGGUAGCUAUUUCGUCAUUUCAGUGGAAGCUCCCGUUCUGGACUGUCAUUAUUUUUUUAUAUAUAUCUUAAAGCUGUGGCAACAAUGGGAUACCUGGUACUGGUGAAAAAAGGUACCAUAAAUGUAAAACAUAGUCCACUACACGCUGUAAAUGUGCUGUUAUUUAUGUCACCUAAGUGAUGCUCGCAUAUUUACCGACCUGAAAAGAACAUUAACUACUCGUAAGCCUGUGAUUUUAUUUCAUUUAUUUCACACUCAACUCUACAAAUGGUACUUACAAAACAAAUGUGUAUUUCCGAAGGCCUAAUUUAUAAGAAAACAAACUGUUGUUGAGAUGUUUGCUCUGAGACUUUUGUAUUUGAUAUUCCAUUGGAAAUUCUGAUUAAAUCUUUUAUUCUGAUACACGC
This is a messenger RNA of Mugil cephalus (flathead mullet), 2485 nucleotides long. RefSeq names its product heparan sulfate glucosamine 3-O-sulfotransferase 6. The coding region runs from base 385 to 1476 and encodes 363 amino acids. The record is from RefSeq and is a predicted model, not a curated record. The transcript has 2 exons. Gene Ontology annotation, molecular function: [heparan sulfate]-glucosamine 3-sulfotransferase activity. NCBI's taxonomy places the organism in Eukaryota, Metazoa, Chordata, Actinopteri, Mugiliformes, Mugilidae.